Dovyalis caffra is the source of this 2085-nucleotide messenger RNA. The record is from the annotation of a GenBank genome assembly. Lineage: Eukaryota; Viridiplantae; Streptophyta; Magnoliopsida; Malpighiales; Salicaceae.
AUGUCUUCACCAUACCCAGUUCUUGGAACGAAAUCCAUAGACCAGUGGAAGGUUACUGAGUUAAAAGAAGAGCUUAAAAGGCGGAGAUUGAAAACCAAUGGUUUGAAGGAUGAUUUGAUUAGACGGUUGGAUGAUGCACUUCGUGUUGAGAAGGAAAAUGAUGAAGCACUUCGCAUUGAGAGGGAAAAUCAUGAAGCCCUUCGCAGUGAGGAGGAAAAUGCUGCCAAGGUUGUGGUGGAUGCGGAUAAUGACCCCCCUAUAUUUGGGGUGGGAAAUGCAGAAGCAGUACCAGUUGUUGCUGAGACAGUUAAAGAUGUUGUGGAUGAUGCCACCAACAAAGAUGAGAAUGUUGAUAAUGUUACGGUUCAGGUUGGCAUCAAUGAGAGUGUGAAAGCCACGGGUCCUGGAGAACUUCAAGAGGAGGUCCAAAUGGGUGUUAUUGAUUCUUCUAGGGUAGAAGAGGAGUUCACUGCUAAUGCAACUACUGUGGAGACCAGUAUUACUGUUACUGAGUGUGUGGUGUCAGAAGUAGCAUUGAGUGGGCAAGAUGUGCAAAAUUCUAGAACACAGGAGGCGAAUGAAAACUCAAAUAUCCAGCUGGAGAAUGAGGAUUUAAAGCCCCAGCUGGAGGAUGAGAGUUUGAAGCCUCCAGACGAGAAUGUCGUGCCUGAGUCUUCUGCUCCAGACAACCAGGUAUCUGAGGUCAGCCCUAAUUUAGGGUUUCAAGUAAAAUCUGAUUCUAUUUCUACUGAUUCUGUAUCAAUUAAUGAAAAGAUUGAACUAAAGGAUAAUAUAAUUGCUGAUAAUGUCAAAUUAGAACUAGAUGAUGUUAAGCCAGAGAUGGUGGAACCAUCAUCCAGUAAUGUUGUCCCAGUUGGUGGCGAAUCACAUCCGAUGGAUGUUGAAGAGCCACCAGAGAAGAGGGAAUCUGUUGAAGAGAAAGAUGACAGCAAUGGUACAAAUGCAGAUAUGAGCAAGAAAAAUGAUAGUGUUGAUGUGGGGUACUCAGAAAAGUUGAAUUUAGACAGGAGUUCUGGUGAUGACUCCAUGGAGGAAGAUGUUCUAGAGAGUAAGCAAAUUGAUUCAAAGUAUAAUUCUGAUGAAGUGGGUGAUGGGAGUGAAAAGAAAAAUGAAGUGUCCAUUGUGAAGGAGGAAAAUCUUGUUGAUGUUGCUGGAAAGGACUUGUCUAUUGAUCAAAAGGAGAUCCGUGUUGAGAAUAAGAUUUGUCCAGUUGUGCCUGUGGAGAAAAGAAAGCUUAAUGAUCAAGAAACUGUUGGAAGCACAGAACCUUUAAAGCGGCAACGCAGAUGGAAUUCUGAGAGCAUCAAGGUUCCUGAACAGCAAAGCUCUAAUCUUACACCCACCACCACACCUAAGGAUGGGUUUCAGCCGACUCCUUUGAGACGCAACUUCUCCCGAUCUGACUCCUCUGUUAGUGAGGGGGCACCCAAGGAACGCGUUGUUCCACCAUCACAAAAACCUCCAACCAAUUCUCUCAGAAUUGAUCGUUUUCUGCGUCCUUUUACUCUAAAAGCUGUCCAAGAACUUCUGGGCAAAACUGGGAGUGUCACCAGUUUUUGGAUGGAUCAUAUCAAAACCCAUUGCUACAUUACGUAUUCAUCUGUGGAAGAGGCCAUCGAGACACGAAAUGCUGUUUAUAACCUACAAUGGCCACCAAAUGGUGGACGGCUUUUAGUGGCCGAGUUUGUUGACCCUCAGGAAGUGAAAAUGAGGGUGGAUGCUCCUCCUCAGUCUCCAGCUACUCCUGUCACUCCUAGUGCGGCUACACCUGCUCCUCCCACCCUGCAGCCACAGCCCUCUCCCCGUCAACAGGUUUCUAGGCAGCAACUUCCACCUCCUCCUUCCCUUCCACCUCCACCACCACUAUCUAACCCACCCCAUACCAGGGAACGGGUUGAUCUUCCUCCACCUCCUCCACUUCCUGAGAAACAUGAUCCACCAAUUGUCACUCUGGAUGACCUCUUUCGGAAGACCAAAACAGCUCCUCGGAUCUACUACUUACCGUUAUCAGAAGAGCAAGUUGCAGCAAAACUUGCACAACGUAGAAAAAACAUCAAGCAGUAG